Molecule: messenger RNA, 2025 nt
Organism: Scleropages formosus (Asian bonytongue)
Lineage: Eukaryota; Metazoa; Chordata; Actinopteri; Osteoglossiformes; Osteoglossidae
Product: H-2 class II histocompatibility antigen, A-U alpha chain-like
Exons: 5
Coding region: 94-819 (241 amino acids)
Biological process (GO): antigen processing and presentation; immune response
Cellular component (GO): membrane; MHC class II protein complex
Source: RefSeq, a predicted model, not a curated record
CCUAAAUCGCUGCCGCCGCUGCUGCUCAGUACAAGUGAGACGGGAGAAAUUUGGUCGGAAUCCAAACGGUCGGUCUGUGAUCCUCAGUUCGCGAUGAGCUUCUCUGUGUUCGUCGCUCUGCUUUUUGGGGCUCUUUGCGUCUGUUCGCGCGUUCAGGCACAUGAUCAUGUCGAUAUAUCCAUGACUACCUGUCAGACCGGUGACAUUGACCCUGAGGAUGAGAAAGAGUUGGACGGAGAUGAGUUAUUUUACGUCGAUUUUGCAAAGCAAGAAAUAGUGAGCGAAACACCAGACUUUAUUGGGCAGAUGGACGCUCCAGGCUGGGUUCAGCAGGCACUGGGAAACCAACAGAUUUGUAAGAACAACCUGAAUGUGAGUGUUAAAGCUGAACAGAACCCACCUGAAGAGAUCGAUCCUCCUCAAGUCACAGUCUAUCCUGAAGAUCAAGUUUCACUGGGAGGAAGCAACACAUUGAUCUGCUUUGUGAACAACUUCUUCCCACCACCUGUGAAAGUGAAGUGGACUAAGAAUGAUGUGGAGGUGACAGAGGGGGUCACUCUGAGUCGCUACUACCCCAACAAGGAUUUCACCUUCAGACAGUACUCUACUGUACCCAUCAUCCCACAGGAGGGGGAUAUUUACUCCUGCACUGUGGAGCACAAGGGGCUUCCUGAACCUGAAACCAGGCUCUGGGAGCCUGAAAUUCAGGAAGCAUCAGAUAUUGGAAAGACAGUUUAUUGUGGAGUUGGACUGACCCUUGGUUUGUUGGGAGUGGGAGUUGGAACCUUCUUUCUCAUAAAGGGGAACAAUUGCAAUUAAAAAAGUUUUCCGUGAACAUUGCACACCAAGAACUGGAAUGGGGAGGCUGUAACAACUCCUUUGUGUUUUCAUUUAUUUUUGUUUUAAAGAUACGUACAUUUUAAAAAUGUUCUCUUCCCUAACUGUUGUCAAUAACAAGUAAUUUGAAAGAUUCUGUUAAAAAAUAUAAAAAAUUCCUGAACAAAUGCAUGUGUGGACUUAAAUAUAUUCAUAAUAAUCUGAUGAUUUUGCAUUAACUUCAGUAAUGUUUUCAUAAAAAUGCCAGGUUUUUUCUUAACUAAGUGGUUGCCAAGCUGUGUGUCAAUUUUAUUUGAGGUGUACUGUUAGGCAUACCAUGUUCAGGAAGCAGUUUAUAAUAUACCAAAGCCACAAGGCAAGUUGUCAAGUUUACGUUAAUGUGUCUAACGUAUAUAAAUUAGGUAAUUCAGUUUUUUGCUAAUCUUUAUGAACAUCCAUAUAAAAAUAACAUUAAUAUUUUUACAGUUUCUUCCCAGCUUAAGAACUUUUGAGUGACAGACUUCUAGUGACAAACUCUUUUUAAGACAGUUUGAGUGACUCACUUUUUUGCUGACAGACUUUUUAAAGAAGUAUUUAUGCUGGUGUACCAAUUUAAAUCACUUUCCUAAAACAUCAUCCAAUGCGCUCUCUGUAUCUUCCAGUUCUGAGCCCUGUCCGCGAAGUGUUGCCUCUCCAAAGAGAGAAACGGUCUGUGUUGCUGUUCUAUUCCCAUCCGAAAAACCCUGCUUUUUCCCCUCUUACCCUUCAGAUCUGCCCAGGUUACUGACGUAUUCGUUUAGCAAAUGCUGUUAUCCAAAACGGUGAGAGUGUAAACUCAGCAUAAACAAAAGGCAGACAGGGAUAAACAUGCAUUUCUCUAAGUACAGUCACUUAGUCCAAUACUACCAUUUUUACCUGCAUACAUUACACCAUCAGUUACAUGUAGAACUCAACUGACCUGCUCCAUGUCAGAUGUCACAAACCAUCUUUGUAAGUUUGUAAGUGGGGACCAAGUAUAUUCUCAAAUGCUGAACAUACAAAACACUGCAGGUAGAUACCCUAUUAGGGGUUUUCAAACUGGGGUCCGCAAGAGGGAGCUAGGGGAUCCAUGGAAAACUUGGCAGAAAAAAUCAUUUACAGUAAGAAUUUUUUACAUUUAUUUUUUAACCUAAAGAUGUUAACCAAAUCUACAUAUAUAUAUAUAUAUAU